Molecule: messenger RNA, 5236 nt
Organism: Nothoprocta perdicaria
Lineage: Eukaryota; Metazoa; Chordata; Aves; Tinamiformes; Tinamidae
Gene: EFR3A
Product: EFR3 homolog A
Exons: 25
Coding region: 180-2642 (820 amino acids)
Biological process (GO): protein localization to plasma membrane
Cellular component (GO): plasma membrane
Source: RefSeq, a predicted model, not a curated record
GAGGGGGGAAGAUGGCGGCUGUUCCACUGAGGAGGAGAGGUGGCUGAGAUUGCUGUACUUGAUAAAAUUGAAGACUGAUUACUUAUCAACAAUGCCUGCUAAAAUUGCUUUGCAACUGGGUUUUCCUAUCAGUCGAUUAACCUUCAUGGGCACCAUUGUUUGUUAUUGAUUUCUCAGUCAUGGGACGAAAGGGAGUGUGCUGUUGCUGUGCYGCUUUGCGACCUCGCUACAAGCGUCUGGUAGACAACAUAUUUCCUGAGGAUCCAAAAGAUGGUCUUGUUAAAGCUGAUAUGGAGAAAUUGACUUUCUAUGCAGUUUCUGCACCAGAAAAACUAGAUCGAAUUGGUGCUUACCUGGCAGAGAGGCUGAGCAGAGAUGUUGUCAGACAUCGCUACGGGUAUGUUUUAAUUGCCAUGGAAGCCCUGGACCAACUUUUAAUGGCUUGCCAUUCUCAAAGCAUAAAGCCAUUUGUAGAAAGUUUCCUUCACAUGGUGGCCAAGCUUCUGGAAUCAGGAGAACCAAAGCUGCAAGUUCUAGGAACCAAUUCUUUUGUCAAAUUCGCCAAUAUCGAGGARGACACCCCUUCCUACCACAGACGCUAUGACUUCUUUGUGUCUCGAUUCAGUGCCAUGUGUCAUUCUUGUGAUCCAGAUCCAGAAAUACAAACUGAGAUCCGCAUUGCUGGAAUUAGGGGCAUUCAGGGAGUGGUCCGAAAAACUGUUAAUGAUGAACUUCGAGCRACUAUAUGGGAACCUCAGCACAUGGAUAAGAUAGUUCCAUCAUUGCUGUUUAAUAUGCAGAAAAUAGAAGAUAUUGACAGGACAGUAGGUGCUCCAUCCUCUCCUACAGGAGGAGAAAAAGAUGAAAAUCCUGCUGUGCUGGCUGAGAAUUGUUUCAGAGAAUUAUUAGGACGUGCAACCUAUGGGAAUAUGAAUAAUGCUGUCAGACCUGUUUUUGCACAUUUAGACUAUCAUAGACUAUGGGAUCCCAAUGAAUUUGCUGUUUCUUGCUUCAAAAUCAUCAUGUAUUCUAUACAGGCACAAUAUUCCCAUCAUGUAAUACAAGAAAUACUUGGACACCUUGAUGCUCGAAAAAGGGACUCKCCGCGGGUCCGUGCUGGCAUUAUUCAGGUUCUUUUGGAAGCAGUUGCAAUAGCUGCUAAAGGAUCAAUAGGCCCAACAGUUCUGGAGGUUUUUAAUACCUUAUUGAAGCACUUGCGCAUCAGCGUUGACUUUGAGCUGGGUGACAGGCGCAGUUCCGCUGGGAGCGCCACUUUCAGCACAAGCUCCAAGGAGAGUGAUGAGAGGAUUGUCCAGAAUGCAAUUAUUCAAACAAUUGGGUUUUUUGGAAGCAAUCUCCCUGAUUACCAGAGAUCAGAGAUUAUGAUGUUCAUUAUGGGAAAAGUGCCUGUUUUUGGAAUAGCUUCACAGUCGCUGGAUACAAGCCAUCUUGGGGAUUUAGGAACUAGGAGGAUUCAGAUCAUGUUACUGAGGUCUUUACUUAUGGUGACUUCAGGAUACAAAGCAACAGCUAUUACUAAUGCACUUCCUGCCCCAUUUCUGGACCCACUAUUAUCACCUUCACUUAUGGAGGACUCUGAGCUAAGGCAGCUGGUCUUGGAAAUACUGCAUAAUCUCAUUGAUCGACAUGACAACCGAGCAAAGCUCAGAGGAAUACGAAUAAUACCAGAUGUUUCUGAUCUAAAGAUAAAACGAGACAAAAUUUCUAGGCAAGAUGUGAGCUUCAUGAAAAAGCAUGGUCAGCAGUUGUACAGACACAUCUACUUAGGCUGUAAAGAAGAUGACAACGUCCAAAAGAACUUCGAGCUUCUAUAUACAUCUCUCGCUCUUAUCACAAUUGAACUAGCGAAUGAAGAAGUAGUUAUUGACCUCAUCCGAUUAGCUGUUGCUUUGCAGGACAUUGCAAUCAUAAAUGAGGAUAAUCUGCCAAUGUUUAAUCGUUGUGGGGUCAUGGCAUUGGUUGCAGCGUAUCUAAACUUUCUGAGUCAGAUGAUUGCGGUCCCUGCUUUUUGUCAGCAUGUCAGCAAGGUCAUUGAAACCAGAAGCCUGGAAGCACCUUAUUUUCUGCCAGAAACAAUUUUCAAAGACAAAUGCAAUCUUCCCAAAUCCUUAGAGAAGCAUGAAAAAAAUUUAUUUUUCCUCACAAACAAGAUCACGGAAUCAUUAGGCGGCAGUGGAUACAGUGUGGAAAGACUGUCAGUUCCAUAUGUGCCCCAGGUCACGGAUGAAGACCGACUCUCCAGAAGGAAGAGCAUUGUUGACACAGUCUCUAUUCAGGUGGAUAUUCUKCCUGGGAACAACACAGAGGAUAAGAUUGAUAAUACUGAAGAAAUCACUUUUGAAGCUUUGAAGAAAGCAAUUGAUAACAAUGGACUUGAAGAACAGGAAAAAGAAAAAAGGCGUCUUGUGAUUGAAAAGUUCCAAAAGGCCCCAUUUGAAGAAAUUGCAGCACAAUGUGAAACCAAAGCAAACUUGCUUCAUGAUAGACUCGCACAGAUAUUGGAACUCACCAUUCGCCCUCCACCGAGCCCCUCAGGAACGAUGACCAUUACUGCUGGACAUGCUCAUUACCAGUCUGUUCCAGUCUAUGAGAUGAAGUUUCCAGAUCUUUGUGUGUAUUAAGUGUCUUCUGAAGUCUGCUGGAUAUUAUUUAGAGUAGAAUACAGUAGAAAGAGCAAGAUGAGUUUUCAGAUUUUAUUGUUUAUUUCAUCUAAAUUAACUUUAAAAUAAUGAUGGACAUGAGCCAAAUGCAAACUAUUUUUUAGCCAAUUUCGUGAAAGUGUCUUGAGUUGUUUUUCUAGUAUAUUUGAUAUUAGUUUUGUUAUAGAUCACAUUCCUUGAUUUUCAUAUUUAAGUACAUGUAAAAGUUAGGUGUGCAACUUGUUUUUCCAUAUAGAUGAGUGUUUCAAAUAUUCUAGGAAUUUGUAUUUCUGUAAGUUCCUUCCUUUAAGGUAUUGUAAUAGCAGGAUUUGUUAAAGCUUCUUUCUGUUUUGUUCUGUUUUCCUCUCCUCUGUGUCAAUUUAUGUAUCUAACUAGAAUGCUUUUGGCUUGCUUCAUCUCAAUACAUGUAAUAGAAGAGCAGGACCUUAGUUUCCUUUUCUUCAUUCUCCAUCUAUUUCAUUACUUCUUAAUAUAUUGGGAGUGGGAACAUACCUUACAUGUGUUCAAGUAGCGUAAAGUAAUGAUUGGACACUUGUUAGUAUCUUUGAUAUAUAAUACACUUUUUAGCUAUAUAUGCCCAGUGUCUAUCCUCUGUUACCAGCUGAAAGUUAGUGCUUUGUUUAACAGAUGAAAAGUCUCUUCYUGGAACAAUGAAUUGUGCAAUAUUUUUCAUGUCUUAAGAUGUAUAGUUUACAAACUGUACUUUGGAAAAUGCAGUAGUAUUUUGCUCUGUCUGCUUUAGUAUAAAUACGAGAGAUAUAUUUAGUAUAGCAACAAAUAAACUGAGGGUGUUUUAAAGCAUAAAUACAAAAAUUAGAGUUAUAUUCUAUGAGAUGUUUCUCUGUAGUUUAUUAUAGCUUUAUAAAGAUAUUUUGGAAGUUGAAAGAAGACUGGAUGAAACUAUUUAAAGACCAAGAAUUUAUUACAUGUGUUUUCAAGCAAAAGCAUUUUUACAGAUUCAUCUGUGUGUUUCUUUUUGUUUCAUUUCAUAAAUCUAACUGGAAAUAAGGAAAACAUAGUAGCUUUCAUAGGUUUAUGUAUCUGAGUAUACAAUUCAAAUGUAAAUUCAGUGAAACUGAGAGGAAAUCACUGAAUUUUUAAUGAUAAUUGAGUUGUCUUUCCGAAAUCUGUCUUACUAAAUUUUGUAGGGAARAAUUGUGUGUAGCUGAUGUCAUAAAUAGAAAUUUUAAGUGCCAUAAUCCCUCUGAAUCUGAUUGAAGCAAGUACAAAUGUGAGUGAAUGUUCUCAAAUAUUAGUAUGAAAUAUAAAACUUCUAAGUUAGCCAGCAGUUCAGGUGAACAGUGAUCUGGCCAUGGGCAAAUCCAUGUAGCUUUUUUUAGGCAUACUUUGAGCAAGGGCUUGGCCUAGAUUGCCUUCAGAAAUCCCACCUAAAUUAAUCUGUUUCAUAAUGCUGAGACCCAAAGGGCUAUUGUUUGAUGAGCAAGCUGGCUAACUUGCUAAGUAUUUUGAGCAUUUGCACACCUGUUGUGAAACAGACCUCCAGGUUUUUGAACUGAUGUACAGCAUUCCACUACACUAUUUUUUAAAACCUGUCAUAUACGACAUGACAUCAGAGAUAUUUCAGCUACUUAAACCUAUGAGUUAACAUGCUGAGACUUUUGGAAACCAUUCUCAAAACUCAAAAUGUAAUUGAGACCUUCUUUUCAGUUUAACAGUGCAAUCACAGCUGUUAGUGGAUGACGAAACAACCCUUUACCUACAGCAUUCCGUUGUGAUUUUUACUGCUGCACCGUAUCAGCCUGAUCAGACCACAGUCUGCACAUAAAUAGGACACGUUGUCACUCUAGCUUUUAGUUUUCACUUUUUGUUUUUUUUAAGGUAAGACAUAAUAGUUUUUACCUGUAUGAAGAGUGUAAUUUUUAAAAUAGUAAAUAUAACCUACAAUGUAAAACAUUUCUCCACUGUCAUUUUUUAGAGUAACACUGUGCACUUUUGUACAAAAAAGCAGUCUAAAGGAUAAGAAAUAUAGAAUGUACUUUUGUUUGCACUCUUGCAAUAUGCAGACUGUGUAAAUACAGAAUUGUUUCUCUGAAUUCUGUUGCAUGAAUGCUGCCUGUAAAAAUAUUUACCUUGUUUCAUUUUCUGUUGUGUUCAUGAGAUCUUUUUCAUUUAUGCCAAUGAUAAGUUUCCAUGCUUCCAAAGUUCAAAUUAGCUGUUUGGGGAGAGCAGGUGUUGUACAGGUAUUGAGCAGGGAAAAAAAAAAAAAAAAAAAAAAAAGGCUUGUAACACUCCAGCGCUGCAAGUGCUGAGAGGAUAUCUCAGUUCUUCCUUUCUGGAAAUUCAGGGAAGUCUAUAAGUUGUCAGUUGGUUCACUCUAGCCAUUUUGGACAGGUAGGAGAUGAGAGUCACUGCAAAAUGUGUUGUUUUGAUAGAUUCUUAUAGUAUGUUGGUAAUAAAGGAAACCAAAUGAGUUUAAGAACACUGUUUUAGAAUAUUGGGUUGCUUUGAUUCAUUUUUUUUUUAUGCUUUUGAAAAGAGUUGCAGAACUUAAAACUCUUAAGAAAAUUGUGCAUACUGGGUCUGAAUUAUCUGCA